AAGGACGGGCAGGGUCCGUCACUUGGAGCCACCGCUGCCCGAGGCACGGCUCCACGGCACGCCCAGAGGGGGCGGCCCGCUGGGGAGCACAAAUUCCGGCGGUUCGGGCACGGGGGGCAGCCGGGGACGGAGAACGAGCGGCAGGGCCCCGGCCCCGGGGCCGCCCUGGCUCCAAAGUCCCCGCCGCCCUCGCAGCCGCCUCCUCCGAGCCCGGCUCCGGAGUGUGAAGCUAGUGAAAAAAGAUAACACUGCCUCUGAAUAGACUUCUGUAGAAUCUGUAUUUUCUCCUUUUGAAACUGCUGAAGAAAGAUGCCUUCCCUGAGAGGAAAAGCCCAGACUGUCUUGGGCCUUGUGGAGCCGGACCAGCUUGGCUACACGUUGACUCAUGAGCACUUGUCUAUGAACUACAGCAGCUGUUUUUGUCCACCUUCACCAGGCCAAGAGCCUUUGUCUGAUGGGCCCAUUGAGAUGAAGAACUUGUUUUGGAUUAAGCAGAACCCCUACAGCCACAAAGAAAACCUUCUUUUGUGUCAGGAAAGGGAUGCUGUAAAGGAGGAGCUGUUGCAUUUUAAAGCAGCAGGCGGUGGGACUAUCGUGGAGAACACUACCACAGGAAUCGGUCGGGAUAUGCAGACUUUGAAGAAACUCGCUGAAGAAACUGGAGUGCAUAUUAUUGCUGGGGCUGGGUUUUAUGUGGAUUCCACUCACUCUUCUCAAACACAGGCUAUGACAGUGGAGCAGCUUACAGACAUUAUUGUUGGCGAGAUACUCGACGGAGCGGAUGGGACUAACAUCAAGUGUGGCAUGGUGGGGGAAAUAGGCUGCUCCUGGCCCCUGACCCAGAGCGAACGCAGAGUGCUCCAGGCAACCGCGCGCGCCCAGUCGCAGCUCGGGUGCCCUGUGAUCAUCCACCCCGGCAGGAACAGCGAUGCGCCCUUCCAGAUCAUCCGCAUUCUGCAGGAAGCUGGGGCUGACGCUUCCAAAACUGUCAUGUCUCACCUCGACAGGACUAUAUUUGAUACAGAGAAACUUCUGGAAUUUGCUAAACUUGGAUGCUAUUUAGAGUAUGACCUAUUUGGUACGGAAUUUCUUCAUUACCAGUUCCAUCCUGACAUCGACAUGCCGAGUGACAAUGAAAGAAUUACAAGGGUUCGGAUGCUGAUCAAUGAAGGCUAUGAAGACAGAAUUCUGAUGGCUCAUGAUGUGCACACGAAGAAUAGGUUGAUGAAAUACGGAGGUCAUGGAUAUUCACAUAUCCUUAAAAACAUAGUUCCUAAAAUGCUCAUUAGAGGCAUCUCCCAAGAUAAAAUUGAUAAAAUACUCCUAGAAAAUCCAAAGCGGUGGUUGACUUUUAAGUAAGAAUAAUGAAUAAAUUUAUAAAUUCCUAUUUUAUAGGGGAGCUUGACAUAAUUCAGAUUUGUUUCAGGAGAGCAGUCAUUUAAAAACAUGCUUAUUGUCAGAGAAACUGGAAGGUAUUCAUGUUACGAACAACCUGAUUAGGACUUUUCUUUUUAAUUAGAACAACAAAACUAUGUGUUUUCUCCCUUCUGAAAGUCUGCUCAUGAAUGAUUUACUGGAUAUGAGCCUACCUGCAAAAUCUUUUCAAUGUAUUAAAAUAGUUGUUUCCAGAGAGUAAGCUAAUAAUACUAUUACGUUAUCCAGGAAUAUUUUUGAAGAUGCAUCGUCAGGGCUUUGAAGAAAAUUACAGUUUUUAAUUAAAUCCCCCUUUUCCACAGGGUGAUUUUAAUUAAUUAAUUCUUGUAAUAUUGAUAAUCCGCUAAUUAUCCUUAUAUCAUUUAAAUAAUGCUAGAUAAAAGGUCUGGCACUUUGAAGUACCUUCCAAGUAGAACAGAAGGCAAAAGAAAUGUCAAAUAAUUCUAAAAAAAUGCUCUUUCUUUCUCAUUUAAUCAUUUACUUACUUUAAACUGAACAUGUAAAAAAUACAUGGAAAGAAUUAUUUUUGAAUAAAACAAUUUGUAGACCUUUUAAACUGCGUGUAGUAUUGUUAAGGAUGUCUAUUUUUUAACUACAUUAGUUUUUCAUUGGGAAUUGAUGGAAUCUCACAGCGAUCAUGUGAAACUGCAGUACAGACCAGCUUCUUUUUGCAAGGAUGCAACACCAAAAGGCAAAAUAUAUUACAUAAUACGGUUUUAAUGAGUUGCAAUAGUUAUAACAAAGGUUGUGAUAUAAGUCUUUACAAAUCAGUAUAUCAAGAUAUGAUGAAAAAGGAAGAAAUGUUUGCCUUAUAUGUGUUUUUCACAUUAAGUGUGUUCUUUCCUCUUGUCUAACUUUAAACCAGGGCAAGUGAUUUAUCCAAAAAAAAAAAAAAAAAAGGUCUUACCCAGUAGCAAUGGUAGCCUGAUUUUGAAAGCUUCUUCAUAUUUGACCUUAUAUGUCUUGUAGUAUUGACCUUUUCCAAUAAAUACCUCAGUAAAUAUGCGUUGUUAGUUGUAAAUUAUCUCUAGCUUGGCACAUUACUGCUUGCUGCUGCACAGACGAUCUCCAGCUACACUGCUGCGAGUGCGCUAACCAUGGAAAGCAGUUGUGGACUGAACAGACGUGAAGUCAGUUACACGUCUGUUAUUAAAGUAUGUUACGUAGUAGAAGAAAAACAGAAGUGAUCACUACAAUGUGCAGAUAUAGUUUGGCACUUUGUUAUAGACUAAAAGCAUAGCCAUUCAGAUGAGAUGAUACACAAGCAGCUUGCAGCACGAUGUCCCUUUAUAAAACCUAAAUGAAUUAAACUGGCGAUCCUCUUAGUCUAGACUACCUCAGCAUAUCUUUCAAACCGGACAACUCAAAACAGAAAUGAAAUGAGCAAUAUGUUCUGUUUAAGAAAAGCUUCGCUCAUUCAAAUGAGAUUUUGAGAGAUUCUUAAAGUCUUCGUCAGUCUUCUACUGAGCAAUCAGCACUGAAGAGCUUUUUGUCUCAAUGGCAGACACUUUAGGCGUUUUAGUGCAGAUAAAUCUGAGUUUGUACCCUUAGUAGAUUAGACAAGGUUGCAUGUGGCAAAUUGCAUGAAAUUGAAAUGCUAGGGGUAGCCUCUAUUACUCUGUAACGAUUUAUACAAAUGUUACCUUCAAUUUGCCAAAAUGUUAAAAAUAACCUAACCAACUCUGCUAAGGAGCCGGUUAAUGACCUUGCUCAAUUUUUAGAUUGAAAUCUGCGAGUUUGAACCUGAGAGAAAUAGACAGCCUCCCCUCCCCAAACCAAAACAAAUAAUGAAUCUGAUUUCUGAAGACAAGUAUUCUGUGGCUAUUAGUGGUAUGACAGAUUUUAAAGCAUUUUUAUAACUAUGUAACUCAUAGUACCUGUGUUUAGUUUAAUUCUCCAAGCCGUUAAUCCUUUAUACAUAUUAAACUUCUUUCUUUGAGCCUUAAUAUAUAUAUAUAUCUCUAUAUAUGAAUGAGAAAAAUAGGUUUUAAUACACGCUUCUUUUUGCAAGUAAAUAUCUGCUUCUUUCUUUGCAUAUGUGUUUUCAUUUUUGGUAGUAUGCUUAUCUGUGUCCAUUUCAUAGGCACGCCUUACCACAAAUGGCUAACUAGCUACCACGGAAAAGGUCUGUGUCCCACCGUUCUCUCUCAGGUCACAUCUCCCACUCUUCCUUUGUGGGGAUAGUCUCACCAACUCCAGUGAGACAAGACACCGGCGACAGCUAAGGUUUUGACCCAUUCCUACAAAAUUCUAGUUGAACAUCUGCAGUAUGCUGUCAUCACUAUUUUAUUACAAAGUGUACCCAAGUACAGUCUAAGUGUUGAAGGACUAAUGACGACUAAUUGCUGCAAAGAAAACAUUUGACCUUGGUCUGAGGAUGUUGAUGCUAGGCUUGCUAAAUAUUUACACGACUAACCAUCAAGAAUGGGCCUGUAAAACUGGCUAACUAUAUAUUUACACGUUUACAAAUGAAGAGCCAAAUCCUCUUUCCACUAACAUCAAUGGGAGUUUUGCCAUUGGCUUCAGUGUAAUCGGGGAUUUGGUCCAAUAUAAUAGUUUGUCAGCUGUUAAAUAUUUC
Molecule: messenger RNA, 4012 nt
Organism: Cygnus olor (mute swan)
Lineage: Eukaryota; Metazoa; Chordata; Aves; Anseriformes; Anatidae
Gene: PTER
Product: phosphotriesterase related
Exons: 6
Coding region: 310-1359 (349 amino acids)
Biological process (GO): catabolic process
Molecular function (GO): zinc ion binding; hydrolase activity, acting on ester bonds
Source: RefSeq, a predicted model, not a curated record